CACUUCUGAACCUGUAGACAGGUGUCCUGCUGGUUUGGGGGGAAAGCAGAUAUAUUAUUGUAGUCCCGAGGUGGUCGCUCUAUAGACAGGAUUGGUUGGUAACCGUAAACCUUAGCAGAGGGUCUCCUCAGGGCUGGAGCACGGGGGCAGAUAUUAGACUUCCUGUCAGUAAUCCCGUACAACACCACAGUCUGACAACAGCGAGCAGCAGCUCGCAUUCACUGCACAGACGGACUGUAAAUUGCUAUGAUAUCUCCGUUUAUUAAAUAUCUCGCCGUAUUGUCUAUCGCUACUUCAGGAGUAAGCCAGCCUAAUAACAGCUGCUGCGUCCCGGCUGUCACCUCGAGGCAGGAAGGGGUUAACCGCGUUACCUCUUCCACACAGGUCAUUGGGGGCGUGUCGACGUCUGCAGGAUUCAACAUCCGAUUGGCUACCCUUCCCGUCCAUCACGCGGAAUCUCCUCUCGCAGGUCCCUCUCCUCUUCUCCCAUUGGUCCGGCCUUCAAACUCCACCUUUCUUUUGCUUCCACCGCGAUGCCCGCCCACUUGUGCCCGCUUCCCACGAAGUAUUGGUUGGCCGUCAAUGAGUCGGCGGCUGUGAUUGGCUGCCGUUGCUGUCAGUCAGACGCGGCGUCAGGUGGCUGCUGGGGCUGCCCGCGUCUAGCAGUCUGUGCUUGCUGUGACUGGUCGAACUGUGGCGGAUUAGAGCCCUGUGGAUUGUUCUCUUCGCGACCUCGGUGGUCGCCGCCGCCGUCCUGCGUUUCUGUGGUGGAGCCUGUCACUUGCCAGAGCUAUUCCCGUGAGAAGCGCCAUCCUGGGGGAGGAGAGCAGCCGGGAUACCUCAGUGUGUGACUGUCAGAGGGAUGGUGUGGCCGGUGUAGCCUCCCAUUUAUCUCUCAGCCGUCUCCUGUGCCCCCAGCCCCUCCCUCAGCACUCACCUUGCCCCCGACUCGCCCCCUGCUUGUUGUCGGCGCGAGCUCCUGGCCUGAGCAGCUGUCAGUGUGCGUCCUGCCCCUGGACCGGGCUAGCCCCCUCUCUAUGUGUGUGCCAGGGGGGUGGCCUGUGCUCGUCCCUGGGUUGGUAGGGAUCUCUCUGCCAGGCUAGAGGAGGAUGUGGGAUGGAAGGGCCAGGUUGCCGUUUACUUCCUAAUUUGUGUAGUCUGUGGCACCUGGUAGCAGCGGGCUGGAGGGAGAAGUCAGUGCACCUCAGUUAAAAAAGAAAAAUAUGGAGUUUUAGUAUUUAUUAAGGAGGUGCAGUCUUUGGGGGGGUGGGGGGAGGGCGACGUUGAUUCCUGGGACAAGUUGGUAGCGGGUUAGUUGCUCGGAGACUUUGGUUCUUCUGGCGGUUGAGGCGACGGGGGCGCAGCUUGGGUGUAGGAUGAAAUAUCUUACUGGGUUGUCACAGUCCUGGUGAUCACAUCUGUAUGGCCCAGUGACAGGUGGAGCUGUCAGCAAGAAACAUCCAAGGGCAUUUCUGUGAAUGUCUCUUUGUAGUACCCCGGCCAAUGCAAAAAUGAUGGCGGCGUACAAUGGGGGUACGUCAGCAGCGGCUGGGGGGCACCACCACCAUCACCACCACCACCACCUGGCCCACUUGCCCCCUCCUCACUUGCAUCAUCACCAUCACCUUCAUCCUCAGCAUCAUCUUCACCCCGGGUCAGCAGCUGCUGUGCAUCCCGUGCAGCAACAUGUUGCCUCUUCCUCUGCUUCCUCUUCAUCCUCAGCUGCCGCAGCAGCGGCGGCUGCUGCAGCUGCUGCCAUGCUUAACCCUGGCCAGGCCCAGCCAUACUUCCCAUCUCCUGCUCCGGGACAAGCCCCUGGACCAGCAGCAGCGGUGGCACCUGCCCAGGUGCAGGCAGCGGCAGUGAAGGCUCAUCAUCAUCAUCAUCAUCAUCAGCACGCUCAUCAUGCUCAACAACUGGAUAUUGAACCUGAUCGUCCCAUUGGCUACGGAGCAUUCGGUGUAGUUUGGUCUGUAACAGAUCCACGUGAUGGAAAGAGAGUCGCUCUCAAAAAGAUGCCCAACGUCUUCCAGAAUCUAGUCUCUUGUAAAAGGGUCUUCCGAGAAUUGAAGAUGUUGUGUUUUUUUAAGCAUGACAACGUCCUCUCCGCACUUGAUAUUCUCCAGCCGCCUCACAUUGAUUAUUUUGAAGAAAUAUAUGUUGUCACCGAGUUAAUGCAGAGUGACCUCCAUAAGAUCAUCGUCUCUCCUCAGCCGCUCAGCUCGGAUCAUGUCAAGGUUUUUUUGUAUCAGAUUUUAAGAGGUCUGAAGUAUUUACAUUCAGCCGGCAUUUUACAUCGAGACAUUAAACCAGGGAAUCUACUUGUGAACAGCAACUGCGUGCUCAAGAUUUGUGAUUUUGGAUUGGCAAGGGUAGAAGAACUUGAUGAAUCUCGACACAUGACUCAGGAAGUUGUCACUCAGUAUUACCGGGCUCCUGAAAUCCUAAUGGGGAGUCGUCAUUACACUAAUGCUAUAGACAUCUGGUCUGUAGGUUGCAUCUUUGCAGAGCUGCUUGGGCGAAGAAUUUUAUUUCAGGCUCAAAGUCCAAUUCAGCAGUUGGACUUGAUCACAGAUUUGUUGGGAACACCAUCACUUGAAGCAAUGAGGACAGCUUGUGAAGGCGCCAAGGCACAUAUACUCAGGGGUCCUCAUAAACAGCCAUCUCUUCCGGUCUUGUACACACUGUCCAGCCAGGCCACUCACGAAGCUGUUCAUCUGCUUUGCAGGAUGUUGGUCUUUGAUCCAUCCAAGCGGAUAUCUGCUAAAGAUGCAUUGGCUCACCCCUACCUGGAUGAAGGGCGUCUGCGAUAUCACACCUGCAUGUGUAAAUGCUGUUUCUCCACCUCUACGGGCAGGGUCUAUACCAGUGAUUUUGAGCCAAUCACAAACCCAAAAUUUGAUGACACUUUUGAAAAGAACCUUAGUUCUGUACGGCAGGUAAAAGAAAUCAUCCAUCAGUUUAUUUUGGAGCAGCAAAAAGGGAACAGAGUGCCGCUGUGCAUCAACCCUCAGUCUGCCGCUUUUAAAAGCUUUAUAAGUUCCACUGUUGCUCAGCCGUCUGAGAUGCCACCAUCUCCACUGGUUUGGGAAUAGUUUGGAAGACGUACUACUGAAGGUGUCCCGUAGCUUUCCACUGGAGUCUGGGGAUUGCAAUCUUGAAGCUUGAUCAUGCUUUUACUAUUUUCUUAAUUAAGAUUUAACUUAUCAACCACUAAAUGUAAAAUCUAUAAUAUAUUUCAAACAAAAUGGCGUACUAGUGACUUUCACUCCGAUAAAAAUCAGUGGUUGUAUUUUAAGAUAAUUUAACCCCAAUUUGUUUUUGUUUUUUUGUUUUUUUAUUAAUUCUAAGCAGUUUUAAGGCUCAGAACAAAUUGACAACUGCACCAAAUUUUGUGGAAUAAAUCCCUUUUUUCUUUUUGCUUCUGUAGAGGUUACUUUUAACUAUUUUGUUUUAUUUAUAUGUUAUUGAAAGGAACUGUGCUAAUCCUUUUUAUACUGAGCCAUUCCUAAAACCUCCUCAUUUUAUGUUGAUACAAGCAAUUGCUUGGAAGAAAAUCGAGCACUCUCUGGAGACCAAUCAUGAAGUACUUCCCAAAAACAGGAGCAGACCACAGGAUCACCCAGUGUUCAGUCUCCAGCACUUGAUGGCUUCUUUGCAGCAUUGUGCUAGAGGAGCGUGUUGAUAUUUUGAUAUAGUGAAGACAGAAGGUUUGUGGUUAGAAUGAGUGCAUCUGUGACUAGAGGGGAUGGGACCCUUUGAUUCCUCCCCUAUAUAAAUAUAUAAAAUAUAUAUUUAAUCUAUUUUUCUUAGACUUCCUUCCUUUCUUACCUUUUCAGUCAUGGGCAUGCGUCAUUCAUUAUUCAUCUGUGUAAAUAAUUCCAUUGAUGGGCUUCUUUGUGAAGGUCCUUUUCACGUCCCGCUGUACAAAGGUGCACUAGCUGGCACAUUUUAGUUGUUUUUGUGAAAAUUUUUGGAUAUUUUUUUUUUUUUUUUUUUUGCACUGGACGGCUCCAACAUGAGGAAUGGCAGACAAAAACUGGGCUAGAACUGAACAUAGGGGCAGUAUCUCUAACUUUAUAUGUGUACUUAGGGAAGAGCUGUUGUGGACGUGUUGAAAUGUCACGGUAGAAUUUAUUUUCCAUUUUUUCUUAAAAUAAACACUGAAUAUUCUGUGUAUAUGUACAUACAAACUGAUGGCCUCUACCUCCUGGAGUUUACAGCUCAGCUUGUUUCACUCCAAAUUGUUAUUUUUAGGUUCAGUGUGCAGACUUUAAAACUUGAAUGUUCCUUCCAACUUUUAUAUGUAAGCAUUACAAUACAAUAAAACCAGAAGAUUGCUUUCACCUAUACCAAGAUGUUUUGAUGGACUAGCCUUGUAUGAAUCCAAGAAUAAUUGUUUUGAGGGGACGACAGAGGUAUUUGUAAUGGACUAUUAAUUGUUAAAGUUAUUGUAAUUUAUCUUUUAGAAUAAUAUUUUUAUCCUAAAUGAGCUGGAUUGUAAUAGGAGGAGACUAAAAUGUUUUUAUUUCUGUUUUUGGGUUUUUAAGCUUAUGGGAAGUUUUAACUUCAAUGAAGUAACUUGCUGUGAAAGACUGUAUAUUGGAAUUCCAAAUUUUAAGAGAUGGUAUGGUAUCUUUUUCUACUAUUUUUUUUUUUUUUUCCUGAAAGUGGCUCCUAACAACAAGCUCCAAAUGAAACAUUUCAACAAAGAUAUAUCUGAGAGACAGUUUACCAUCAAACAAAAUGUAUCACCGGAUGGAGUCAAAGUCCUGAAAGGCUAUAUCUAAAGAUAAUGGUCAUAUGAGACACUCAAUGGUCACUUUGUAAAAUGUAGAUUUUGAAGUAAAGUGGUGAAAACAUUAAAUGUGACAAUAAAAUCUUUCUUGUUCCUUCCUUUAA
Bufo bufo (common toad) is the source of this 4902-nucleotide messenger RNA. RefSeq names its product nemo like kinase (gene NLK). Gene Ontology annotation, cellular component: nucleus; cytoplasm. NCBI's taxonomy places the organism in Eukaryota, Metazoa, Chordata, Amphibia, Anura, Bufonidae. Bases 1479 to 3095 code for a protein of 538 amino acids. Gene Ontology annotation, biological process: protein phosphorylation; intracellular signal transduction. Gene Ontology annotation, molecular function: MAP kinase activity; ATP binding. The record is from RefSeq and is a predicted model, not a curated record. The transcript has 11 exons.